AUGGAUUAUGGCAAAGAUUGUGACCAUUCACAAUGCACAAAUCCAAAUGCAUCAGUUUGCCAGACAAUAUCCGAAAUGGACUGGGAAAGGGGCUUGUGGUAUGCAGCAUUCUAUGGUGAUCAUCAGAGGGUUGGUGACUUGAUCAUUAAAGCAAGAAACGCUAAGGAAUUAGUAAACACUCCAGAUAAUGCUGGUUACACUCCUUUACACUAUGCAGCACGGAAGGGUUAUACAGACAUUUGCAAAUUAUUAUUGCAAAACGGAGCACAAAUUGAUGCACAGACAAAAAGUGGUCAAGCUAGCCCUUUACACAAAGCUGCAGUUGCAGGUAAAAUUGAAACAAUUCAAUUUUUAAUCCAGUCUGGAGCUCAAAUCAACAAGCAGGAUGCUGAUGGUCAAACCAUUUUACAUAAAGCUGCUAUAAACAAGCACCUUGAUUUGUUUAACUAUCUCCUGGAAACGUACAAUGAACUUGCCAUUGUGAAGGACAACAAAGGUCACACUGCUACUGAUUGCAUGUCAAAUAAAAACAAUUGA
Arctia plantaginis is the source of this 537-nucleotide messenger RNA. The record is from the annotation of a GenBank genome assembly. NCBI's taxonomy places the organism in Eukaryota, Metazoa, Arthropoda, Insecta, Lepidoptera, Erebidae.